AUGACGACAACUCCUCCACCACUCUCCUCCGCCAUCACCCUCCUCAUAACCUUCCUCAUCGCCGCCACCUCUCCUCCACUCCCUCUCGUCGCCAGCUCCACCAUCGCCGUCACCCACUACCCCUCCAGUACCACCACCGUCUGCGGCAUUGCCGCCGGCAAACCAACCCAAUCCAUCCAAUGCUACCACAACAACCGCACAGUUCCCAUCUCAUCCAACGUCUCCUACGAGUCCAUCUCAGGCGGCCGUGACCUCUUCUGCGGACUUCGAACAGGCGGGUUCAGCCUCAUAUGUUGGGACACCACCACAUUCCUCCCCAAACGGAUUUACUUUAGCCACACCCGUCCAUUGACGGGUUUAACAGUCGGAACUUCGCAAAUAUACGCGAUUGGGGCUAAUAAUGGAGUCGCCAUGUGCUGGAGAUUUCAGUCGCCUGAUGGAACGUUGAAAUUCCGUACAAUCACGUCAGACAGAUUUAUAGAUUUUAUACAGUUAUUUUUUAUCAUCCCAAAAGUUAAAAAUGAUGGGUUUGUACAUGCUUCAGGUGGAGGAUUCUCUUGUGGGAUACUGGAGAACAACAGUAGGGCAAUUUGUUGGGGCGGGAGCGAAAUCGGAGCUGAGAUUCAGAGACAAUUUGGUAAUGUCACCAUGUUGAGCUUGGUUGCAGGGGAGUCUCAUGCUUGUGGAUUGACAACAAAUGGGUAUUUGAUUUGCAAAGGAAGCAAUGCCAGUGGACAGCUCAAUGCUCCUUCCCUUUCGCCAUUCGAGAUCUCGGGUCUGGCUCUCGGUUCGAAUCACAGCUGCGGAAUUCUGCGAAAAAAUGGGUCCAUUAUUUGCUGGGGAGGAGGAACGAAAAGAUCAGAAUUGUCAAGUGACGCAGCCGACGCUUUGGGAUUAGUUUCAUUUGAGGCCAUUGAAGCUGGUUCUGGUUUCACUUGCGGGCUAACCACGAGAAAUUUAUCAUUGGUUUGUUGGGGGCUAGGGUUUAGUUCAGGCACCGUGCUUCCGUUGGCAAAGGUGAUUCCAGGCCCAUGUAUUCAAUCUUCAUGUAGCAGUUGCGGGGUGUUUCCGAAUUCGGAUAGUCUUUGUGCUGGUUCUGGAAACAUAUGCCAAUCUUGCGAGAUUGAGCUUCCAAUUCCAGUUCUGCUGCCGGCAUCGCCGGCAUCAGCACCGCGGUCACAGGUUCUGCCGCCAUCGGUAGCUAAAAACAGGUUUUUCCUGGCGUUUGGUAUUGUUGGUUCAGUAGGGGCAUUAGCAGGCAUUUGCACUAUUGUCUAUUGGUUGUGGAGGAGAGGUUUUUGUAUUUUUCUCCACAAGAAACUUGAUCACUCUUUGCAACCCCCAGUUGGUGAUGGUUCCAAUGUGCCUCCUCCCUCCUCAAAUGGCGAAAAGUCGCAGAGAUUGAGGCGGCAAAGGAGCGAGACUUCAUCGAAGCACAUUGACAGGGCAGAGGAAUUUGCCCUAAUUGAGCUCUCUGCUGCCACUAACAACUUCUCAUUCGAAAACAAGAUUGGUGGUGGGAGUUUUGGAACGGUGUACAAAGGCAAACUUCCUGAUGGUCGCGAAGUGGCCAUCAAGAGGAGCGAGAUAGGGGCGACAACCAAGAAAUUCCAAGAAAGAGAAAUCGAGUUUGAUUCGGAACUAGCAUCCUUAUCGCGCCUCCAUCACAAGCACUUGGUGGAACUUGUGGGAUUUUGCAAAGAAAACGACGAGAGGCUUUUGGUAUACGAGCAUAUGAGCAAUGGGUCGCUAUACGAACAUCUCAAGGAAAAUGACAGAGAGGGCAGCAACAUUUUGAACUCCUGGAAAAUGAGGAUCAAAAUCGGGCUGGAAACGGCCAGGGGAAUCGAGUACCUCCACAACUAUGCAGUACCACCCAUUAUCCAUAGAGAUAUUAAGUCCUCCAACAUACUUCUUGAUGCGAAUUGGACUGCGAAAGUGUCGGAUUUUGGGUUUUCAUUAAUGGGUCCGGAGUCCGAUACAAAGUCCAUGACAACAAAGGCAGUUGGGACAGUUGGGUAUAUCGAUCCCGAGUACUAUGUGCUGAACAUUCUGACAGCAAAGUCCGAUGUUUAUGGACUAGGAGUGGUACUCUUGGAGCUUCUAACGGAGAAGCGGGCCAUGUUUAAGGUUGAGGGGUUAGAUCCUAUGACAGUAGUGGAAUAUGCAGGGCCACGAAUAGCGGCGGGGGAGCUGCAGAGUGUGUUGGAUAAGAGGGUGGGUGUCCCAAACGCGAACGAGACCGAGGCGGUGGAGAUGGUGGCUUACACUGCUCUGAAAUGUGUAAACUUGGAGGGCAACGAGAGACCCUCCACAUCUGAUGUUGUGGUUAAUUUAGAGAGAGCAAUGGCUCUUUGUGAGGGUGGCAUUUCUAGUACCAAAUUUUUUGAAUAGCUUCCCAGCGAAAAUUUCAUACCCAAAGAAUGAAUCAAGGAAAUU
This is a messenger RNA of Rhododendron vialii, 2439 nucleotides long. RefSeq names its product putative serine/threonine-protein kinase-like protein CCR3. The record is from RefSeq and is a predicted model, not a curated record. Gene Ontology annotation, molecular function: protein serine/threonine kinase activity; ATP binding. Gene Ontology annotation, biological process: protein phosphorylation. Bases 1 to 2394 code for a protein of 797 amino acids. The transcript is spliced from 2 exons. NCBI's taxonomy places the organism in Eukaryota, Viridiplantae, Streptophyta, Magnoliopsida, Ericales, Ericaceae.